This is a messenger RNA of Menidia menidia (Atlantic silverside), 1089 nucleotides long. Lineage: Eukaryota; Metazoa; Chordata; Actinopteri; Atheriniformes; Atherinopsidae. The record is from the annotation of a GenBank genome assembly.
AUGAAGCUUUUUAAAGUCCCAGCAGGCCUCUUUCUGCUUGUCCAAACCCUUCACCUGGCAGCACUUCAGGACUCCACCGACUCUCCAGGACGCACGAUUGAUAAAAGCUGGCUCCGCAAGCCCCUCAAAGCUGAAGUGGAAAGUAAUCUUUCUGCUGACGCGGGAAAUUUUAACACUGACGACAUCAGCGGGACGCCUUCUGGAUUUAUGUUAGGAAACACCGAUGAGGAGAAUCUGCUGAAUGGAGAUCUCAGUGGAAACCAAACAUCUGAUGAUCUGAGCGCAUUCCCUUCAGCGAUGUCUCCAAUAUCCGAAAAUACAACAACUGAGCAGUUUGGAUCCAUUGAAGACAAAACCAACACGACCACAGGAUCCACAGACCUGAGCCAAACCAACGUGACCGAAGCUGAGGAGGAAUUUAACUCGACGACAACCGCAGAAAACUCCACCGGUGGAGGGGAUUUCUUCAAUAAAACCCAAACUCAGCCGACCACCUUAGCUCCAGAGAGCAGAUCAACAGGAGAAACCACAACCCCGGAGGCCAAAGGAGAGCUAGCAAACAGCACAGAAACCGCUAACACAACGGCCAAUAUGACCACGGUGGGACCGGGAAUAGAGGAGGAAUCCUCCACUUUAUCCUCCACUUUAUCCUCCACUUCAUCCUCCACUUCAUCCUCCACUUCAUCCUCCACAUCCCAGCCCUCUGAGGAUUGGGAAACCAGCACCAUGACGACCACUGAGUCUCCAAACACACCCGAGAGGGCGAACAAACCCGGGAAAGGAGCUAGCAGCUCAGAGAGAGGAGUGGAGUCGGACAUCGGUGGGGGGGGCCGGAGGGUGACCUGGCUGGCCGUGCUGGGCACGGGGGCGGGCGUGGCCCUGGUGGGCCUGGUGGCCUUCAUCAUCCACAGGAAGAAGCAGCAGAAGGCUUUCACACACAGGAAGCUGGUGGAAGAGUUCCCCUCAGACCCCGUUCUCAGAUUUGACAACAGCGAACCUCUGGACCUGAACUUUGGGGGUUCGGCCUAUUACAACCCGGGACUACAGGGGGACAGCAUCCAGAUGAGCAGCUUUCCAGGACAGCCCUGA